GAGCUUGACUGACCUUGCCAUUUGUUGGGGGUUAAGACGCAUGAGACCACAGACAGUGAAAAGAAGCUGGGAAAGAGAGAGGCUUUGUAGAUAAGCAGCCUGCUCCCUGUGACUGUAGGCAGCCUGAAAGCAGUCCAGAGAGGAGAAGGAAGACUGUCAAAAAGAAAACUGAGUAAGGCGACUCAUGUAAGGUUUUGACGAGCGUAGCGGAAGACAUUUGGUGGUGUUGAGAAGAAGCCAAGCUGAGCUGACUUUCCCCCCCGAGGAGGAGUUGCAGUUGCCGGCCGGGGCAGGUCCCAACGGCUGGCAGGGGCUGGCCCGACUGCUUCUCCACCUCCAUUUCUUUCCUCCUCUUCCAUUCUUCCUUAUCCUCCCUUGAAGAAUCGACUGCUGUGCAGUGCUGAACUUACAGGCAGAGCCCGUAAGAAACCCAGGAAUGCUCGAAUGAAGAACACUCCAGAGGAUGAGCCUUUUAUGAGAGGACCUCUGCUGCAAUUUUGAUCCCUUUUUUUGCACUCACUGGUUGGGUGCAUAUAGGAAAAUAGCAUCCCUUCUCCCCCUUCUAAUUGUUUUUUGUUUUUUUUAAACCGGAACGCUGGCAACCUUUUCGGUAGCGCGGUGCAAGGACCAGCUCCACUCACCCAAGAUGAGCCGCUGGCUGAAAUGCACGUCCAUGCACUUUAACACAGACUGGAACAAGCAUGAUGAUCGGCUGAUGAAGGCAGUGGAACGAGGGGAAGUGGACAAGGCGGCUGCUGUCCUGAGCAAGAAGGGCAUCAUCCCAACCAAGCUUGAUGUGGAGGGACGCUCUGCAUUUCAUCUGGCUGCAACACGAGGACACUUGGACUGUCUCAAUCUCAUCUUGUCACACGGUGCUGAUAUCACUGCAACUGAUGCCACUGGUAAAAACGCUCUUCAUCUGGCUUCAAGAAAUGGCCAUUCGCUGUGUGUGCAAAAACUCCUGCAGCAUAACUGUCCAGUUGGGAAUGUGGACCUUCAAGGAAGAACAGCUCUGCAUGAUGCUGUCAUGGCAGGCUGCUCAUCCAGUGUGAAACUUCUCUGCGACAGUGGCGCUUCUGUCAAUGCCAGUGAUUUUGAUGGCAGGACUCCUCUGGUGCUUGCAACCCAAAUGUGUCAUCCACGCAUCUGUCAACUCCUUGUCGAACGAGGGGCUGAUAUCGCUGUGCGAGACAAACAAAAAAAAACAGCACUCAUUCUGGGUUGUGAGUAUAGCUGCAAAGACGCAGUGGAGGUGUUGUUGAAGAGUGGUGCUGAUGUGAAGGACGUGGAUAGCUUGGGUCAUGAUGCGUUCCACUACGCUCGCCUCAGCAAGAAUCCAGAGCUUGUUACUUUGGUCAAAGGCUACCUCGAGAGAGCCAGCAAAGGAAGAGAGGCAGCAAAAGUAGAACAAUGGAGGAGACAGCAGUCAGUGACAGACACCAUGGAGGCUAACAAAAAGGAUCAUAUUAUACAUGACCUGGAGAGGCUGAACGAGUCCCUGCAGGAAAGUCUCAGGAAGUCACAAUUGGAGCAGAGGGCCUUGUUUGAUAAGGUCAACCUGUUACAACAACAGCUCACACAGGAAAAGAAGACAGUAGAAGACACUCACAAAGAGAAGGAGCAAUUAAAGGCGUUACUUAGUGCCAACGAACCAGAAGGGUCACGAGGCUUGGAGACUGUCAAGGUCCAGCUCAAAAGCACCAUGGGGGAUUACUCUGGACAGUCAGUGAUCAAAGGAAAAGAGAACAUUUUGGUCAAGCAAGCUUAUAGCCUGGAUUUGGAUCAGCAGAAACUCCAGAUACCAGCAACGUCACGUUCACUGUGUAGACCACUAGAGAAAGGUCUUUCUGGUGAGCGCGAUCUUCUCCGACAUGAGCUUGAGAUGCUAAAAAGGAAACAGCAAACAACCGAGGAGGAAAGGAUGCGACUUCACGCGGCUCUGAGCCGAAAGAAUCGAGAGUACCAAGAACUCGUUCAGAACACAGAUCUCAUCAAGAGACAAGGUGACCAGCAAGUCAAAGAACUCGAGGAUGCCUUGGGGGAGGUCCAGAAGAGGAUGCUUGAUUCGGAAUGCAAGGUUAAGCAGCUGCAGGCCCAUGUGGUUGCAGUGAAGGAACACUUGGGAGGCCAGGCCACAGAAGAGCUUCGUGCUCAGCUUCAGGAUGUCAAAACCAAGUAUGAAGGCGCUUCGGCUGAAGUGGGUCGUGUUCGGAAUCGUCUUAAACAGAGUGAGAAGGCAUUGGAAGAGUACAAGAACAGUGAAAGCCAGCUGGCAACUGAAGCCGAACGGUUAAACGAACAGCUCGAAGUUGUGACUGCAGAGAGAGAUGAACUUUCAGAAACUGUCCUCGCCAUGGAGACCCAGUUGAAGGGAGCUCAAUCCAAGCAGAGCAACAUGGUGCCGGCCGAGAAAUUUGACAACAUGAAAAACCUACUGACCAAUGCAGUAGAUGAAAAGGAACGGCAACUUGCUGAGCUGAGAGACGACUAUGAUCGUGUCCUCGAGGAGGUGGCGGAGCUCCAUCGGAAGUUGGAUCAUCCGACCCAGGGAGGAGCAGGGGCGGUGCCCACUGAGGAGCAACAAAGGAUUCAGGCUGCCCUGGAAGAGCAGAAUAUCUCGCUGAAAAGAAAGCUACAUGAUGUAACUGCAAAAAGCCAGGCACUUAUUCACGAGAUGGAGGAGAGUGAGGAAGAGCGGGAGAUACUGCAAGAGAAGCUGGAGGAGCUGAAUUGCAGGCUUGAGGUGGACUUCAUCCCGAUGAAGGAACACGAUGAAGCUCGCAUGAGGAUGGCAUCCGCUGUGGAGGAGCUGGAGGACAAACUUGUGGAAGCCAGUGAACGUUUUGGCAAAGCAGAGGCACAAGUCCAACCGCUUCACACCGAGAGGUUGAUGCUCCAGGAGAAUAUUAACAAUCUGCAAAGUACCAAUGAGAAGCGGGAGAGUGAAAUAGAAGCCCUGAAGACUCACAAUGCCGAACUGAUAAGAAAAUUUGAACGAUUACAGACGAGCUGCGACGACAGAGACAAGCAGUGUGAACAGCUGACAGCACAGAGCCGGACUUUGAAACAGAGCCUCGAGGGAGACUAUGUGCCGAGACAACAGCAUGAGCAACUGAGGAUAGAACUAACCGCUACUCUCGAGAGUGUCAAGGCAGAGAAUUUAAGUUUGGAGUCCGCAGGGAAAGAAUGUAGAGAGGAAUUAAAGAAUGUGAAAGAAGGAAACGCCAAGUUACAAGAAAAGUUGGAAAAGGUUCUGUUUGAGAUGAAAACCGACUACGUGAGCGUGAAGGAUCACAGAAAUAUCACAGAAAAGCUGGGUGAUGCUGUUGUACAGGCAGAGAAUAGAGCAAGCCAACUGUCAGACACGCACGUGCUGGCCCAGGAGGACAAUGUGAAGCUGACGGAAGAAUUGCAAGCUCAAAAGAAAGAACUCGACACUCUCAUGGAGGCUAUUCAGUCCAAGUUUGUCCCACUGGCAGCCGUUGAGGACAAAGAAAACUCGUACAACACCCAAAUCAAGGAGUUGAGGGCCAAACUGUUGGAAAUGGAGGAGAAGUAUAACAGAGAGAAGUCUGAAAGAGAGAAUAACAAACUGGAGAAAGACAAACUGAAAGUUGAGAUUGAAUCUGUUCAACAAAAACUUGACACUGCUCUUGUCACCGAUGAGAAGCGCAAGGGAUACGAGGUAGAGUUCAAGGGUCGCUACGAGGCAGUGUCUCUCAAGUUAACCAGUCUGGAAGAAAAGCACAAUGAGGUAAAUCGUCAAAAGGCUGAGCUUGAAGACCAGAACGCCCUGUGCAACACUCAAAUCCAGAAUCUUCAGGACCGUCUCAAAUCGGAGCUAACACGGAUCGCAACCUAUGACACUGAGCUGAAGGCCCUUCAUGACGCCAUGCAGCAUGCCCAAGCCGGUUGCAAGAAAGCACGAGAGGCUCAGCAGGUGGAGGCCCAGAAGGUUUGCGCUCUGCAGAAGGAAGUUCAGGAACUCCACAGAGAACAGGCUUCUCUGUUGCAGGAGCACAGCAAGGCCAAUGAAGCCCUGGCGACUGAAGUCUCGACGCUUCGAAUAGCGCUCCGAGAAGAGGAGGAGAACAGCGGCCAGAGGACCGAGGACGUUUCAGCCCUACAAUCUGAACUUCUUCAAGCCACUCAAGCUCUCGAAGAGCUUCGCUUCAAAGAAGAUCAUAUGACCCAAAUGAAGAAAGAGAAACAGCAUUUGGAGGAGGAAGCUACCAACUUGACCAACAAGCUGUUGAGUUUAACAGAAGAAUGUAAAGCGGUCCACCGGGAGGCAACUCAAGCAAGGGAGGGCGAAAGCAAGGCCAGGAGGGAGAUGGAUGCUGUUCGUGAGAAGGGACAGGCCAUUGAACGAGAAAUUAGGGAGCUGAAAGAACGAUAUGAUGAGUCACUCAGCACCAUUGGCGAUCUUCAGAGAAGGAUUCAGACAUCAUCUCAGCUGACUGAAGCCAAAGACAAGAAGAUCACAGAGUUGCUGAUGGACGUGGAGCGGCUGAAGCAAGCACUGAAUGGUUUGUCCCAGCUGGCGUACACGAGCAACGCCCCUAACAAAAGGCAAAUGCAGCUCAUCGACACCCUCCAAGCCCAGAUCAAGAACCUACAGCAACAGCUGGCUGAUGCUGAGAGACAACACCGAGAGGUGGUUUCCAUUUAUCGAACACACCUCCUCAGUGCAGCGCAGGGCCACAUGGACGAGGACGUCCAAGCUGCCUUGCUACAGAUCCAGCAUGAGACAGAGUUGUGUGUUAAAGCUUUCUUCAGCGUAAUGUUAUGCUCCCGCCCGCAGACUCAAAUUCACCAUUCUCACACUUCCACGACACCCGCCAUGCUUCACACUGCAUUAUUCACACAGAUGAUAGCUCUUCAAUGGACUGUUAUUGAAUCCCAUUUCAUGUCAGUAUAGCUAUUGGCACAUUGGCUUCCAAGUAACCGGAUUGUGAUUCAUCAGAGGGCAAAAGGGUGUGCUUACAUAUUGUGUUAUUCAGGAGAUAACCAGUACAACAAUAUCACGACCGAAAAUCUCAAGUCUCAGCGCCAAAUCCAGGAUACCGUUUUAGUACCAAGGCUGACAUUGGAGACGGCAUGUUGCCACAGGGCUUCUAGAAAUUAGAAACUAACAGUAGAAAAAACUGGAAGCUAGGCUAACUUGGCGUAUUUGAUAAUCAUGGUUGCAGUCCUCUUCCAGUCGUUCUGUUGUGGUAAAAACAAGCAAUUGCUUCUCUAUUAGUUUCUACUGCUGGACAAUAUCGGUGCCAUUGAAAUGUUGAACAGAUUUGGGAUUGUGGCCCUGCCCAUUGUUAUCUUGACCAUUGUUUGUCAGUCAAUUGGACUUUUACUCCCCCCCCUCCCCAAAGUCUUGAAAUUUAGCCUGAUUCUUUUUACGAGCAUAGCCCGCUUUAUAGUAGUGUACAAUAGUGUACAGGACUAGUUAAAGAUGGCCUCCAU
Molecule: messenger RNA, 5463 nt
Organism: Syngnathus acus (greater pipefish)
Lineage: Eukaryota; Metazoa; Chordata; Actinopteri; Syngnathiformes; Syngnathidae
Gene: uacab
Product: uveal autoantigen with coiled-coil domains and ankyrin repeats b
Exons: 19
Coding region: 647-4921 (1424 amino acids)
Molecular function (GO): actin binding
Source: RefSeq, a predicted model, not a curated record